This is a messenger RNA of Bolinopsis microptera, 1390 nucleotides long. Its product is annotated as tRNA (cytosine(72)-C(5))-methyltransferase NSUN6-like. The transcript has a single exon. Bases 1 to 1353 code for a protein of 450 amino acids. Gene Ontology annotation, biological process: RNA methylation. Gene Ontology annotation, molecular function: RNA methyltransferase activity; RNA binding. Lineage: Eukaryota; Metazoa; Ctenophora; Tentaculata; Lobata; Bolinopsidae. The record is from RefSeq and is a predicted model, not a curated record.
AUGAUAAUCCAGAAAAGACCAGCCGACAUGGACUCGUGUUUACUAACAAAAGACACUGUCUCUUCAGAAGUCUCCCAGCCUUGCACGUUUCACCCUUUAGUGCUAGAUUAUCUCAACACAACAUUCUCCUCCGAACAGCUGAGUGAGAUAUCAUGUAGCCUACCUCUUCCUCCUAAAAAUACCACAAUACGAGUCAACUCUCUCCAUUACAAAACAGCUGAUGUGAUAUCAAACCUUAAGGCGCUGAUAGGAAGUCAGUUCAAUGUGACAGAGCAUCCAAUACUCGGGGAUUUAAUUGUUGUUUCUGGGAGGAGAAGAGAACUAUCAGACGAAGGCUGUCUUGGUAGAGUUGUUGUCGAUCAGAAAUGCGGUAAAGCAGUACUGAGAGGAGCUGACAUAUUUGCUCCGGGAAUAAAGGGACUGCCACAUCUCCAGGCUGGUUCUAAGGUCUCUGUUCACGUUGAUUUAGCUCAAAAAUGCAAGAAAGGAGAGAAAAACUACGACGGCUCAACGGUUCACAUUGCAAACGGUGUUUUGAAAUUGACACGUUUUGAUAUUUUCAAAAAUAUGGUUAAAAGUGGCGUUGGAGUUGAGAUAACUGAACGACGUAUCGAACUUCCCAGUUUGAACGGGAUUUUAGAAGAGCAGAUGUUCCUACAAAAUCUACCCUCAAUAGUGACAUCUCAUGUUUUAGACCCACAACCAGGAGAUCAUAUUUUAGAUAUGUGCUCUGCUCCCGGAGGUAAAACUACACAUAUAGCUCAACUUAUGGGGGACAAAGGCACUGUUGUUGCCCUGGAGAAAGUUCAAACCAAAGUUGAAAAAUUGAAAUCAAACGUUGCCAAACAAAACUUAAACUGCAUCAGUGUAUUCAAAUGUGAUGCCACUCUUGCUUUUAGCGAAGAAUCUGACUCCUUAUUAAAGCCACCCUUUGGGAGAGAGGUGUUUGACAGAAUAUUACUGGAUCCACCCUGCAGUGCCAUGGGGCAGCGGCCUCAACUCACCAACAACCUACAGCUCAAAGAGAUAUCUACAUAUCCCUCCUAUCAGUGGUGUUUUGUUGCUGAUGCUGUUAAAAUGUUAAGGUAUGGCGGAACAUUUGUUUACUCAACAUGCACUUUACCCAAGCAAGAGAAUGAAAUGAUGGUUGCCAGGAUAUUGAGGAGUUUCCCGGAAAUGAGACUGGUUGCCGCAGAGCCGCUUUUAGGCCAGCCAGGGAUUCUUGUCGAGGGUCUGUCUAAUGAUGAUGUUUUGAAGGUACAAAGAUUUUUGCCUAACAGUGAUUUGGACAGUAGCGUUGAUGUGGAUACUAUUGGCUUCUUUAUCGCUAAGUUUGUGAAAGACAAAGUGUAGUGACUUUUUCUAGUAUAUUUAUCUUAUGUUGGUCAGA